Molecule: messenger RNA, 1150 nt
Organism: Paraphaeosphaeria sporulosa
Lineage: Eukaryota; Fungi; Ascomycota; Dothideomycetes; Pleosporales; Didymosphaeriaceae
Product: S-formylglutathione hydrol
Exons: 4
Coding region: 113-976 (287 amino acids)
Biological process (GO): formaldehyde catabolic process
Cellular component (GO): cytosol
Molecular function (GO): S-formylglutathione hydrolase activity
Source: RefSeq, a predicted model, not a curated record
CAGCUACCCCCGAAACAAAACCAGACCGCGCCCCAAAUCGCGUCUGCAUCGCACCAACCACCCCUCUACCGCCAUCACGUAUCUCUAUCGCGCACUCCGUUCGGCUGUCACCAUGUCUUUCGAAACCACCGCAACCAUUGCCUCUUUUGGAGGCAAGCUGUUAAAGCUGAAGCAUCAGUCGUCUAGCACAGGAACAGACAUGGCCCUAAACCUUUACCUUCCGCCACAAGCUCUGAAGUCGGGCGCCAAGGUUCCCGUGCUGUUUUAUCUGUCUGGCUUGACAUGCACCGGUGACAAUUGCUCCGAGAAGGGCUUCUUCCAGCACGGUGCCAGUCAGAAGGGCCUUGCUGUUGUGUACCCUGACACUAGCCCCAGAGGUCUGAAAAUCGAGGGUGAGGACGACGCGUACGAUUUUGGUUCUGGUGCCGGUUUCUACGUCGACGCAACCAAGGAGCCGUGGAACAAGGGCUACAACAUGUACUCGUAUAUCACCAAGGAGCUCCCAGAAGCUUUGUUCGCACACUUCAAGGAGCUCGACGGCAGCCGGAUUAGCAUCACUGGCCACAGCAUGGGUGGCCACGGUGCCCUUACACUUUUCCUCAAGAACCCUGGAAUGUAUAAGUCGGUCUCCGCAUUCGCACCCAUAGCGAACCCUAUCAACGCCCCCUGGGGACAGAAAGCAUUCAAGGGCUAUUUUGGCGAGGACCAGCAGCAGAAGUGGAAGGAGCACGACGCAACCGAGCUGGUGAAACAGUGGAAAGGCCCACUGGAUAUCCUCAUUGACGUGGGUACUGGCGACAACUUCUACAAGCAAAAGCAACUUCUUCCCGAAAACUUCAUUGAGGCGGCUAAGGAGGCUGGCAAUGACAAGGGCAUCAACCUGCGAUUGCAACCCGAUUACGAUCACAGCUACUAUUUCAUGGCCACAUUUGCAGACGAUCACGUUGCAUGGGCGGCGAAGCACUUGGGAGUCUAGUAGGUUGACUGCACGCACAGGAAUUUUAGUUAGUAACCGCUACAGAAGCGACUCAGUAGCGAAGGCAAAGCUUUGAGCAGGCGAUCAAUCGUCGCUGAUGGCCAAGGUUUAUGUAAAAUAUUUCAGGUCUUACACGAAUCCAUGCAGCGGAAAGAACGCGUUAUUAGAAUUCGA